Hipposideros armiger (great roundleaf bat) is the source of this 2250-nucleotide messenger RNA. RefSeq names its product potassium channel tetramerization domain containing 18 (gene KCTD18). Lineage: Eukaryota; Metazoa; Chordata; Mammalia; Chiroptera; Hipposideridae. The coding region runs from base 176 to 1444 and encodes 422 amino acids. Gene Ontology annotation, biological process: protein homooligomerization. The transcript is spliced from 7 exons. The record is from RefSeq and is a predicted model, not a curated record.
CCGCGCUGCUUCAAGAGUUGCUGAGCUGCCGAGGAGGCGCUCACUUCCGCAUCGGGCCCCGCGGUGUCUGGCGGCCGCACCAAGGGCCGGGCGGGCCGCAGAGGGGGACCAGGACUACCAUUGUUUUGCAGUUUUUGAAAGUGUUUCAAAGCAAAAAUUCAGGUGUCUGGGAGCAAUGGAUUGUCAUAAGGCAGAAGAAGAGAUGUUAGAUAUUCUUCAACUGAACGUGGGUGGCUGUAUUUACACAGCCAGGCGUGAGUCUUUGUGCCGCUUUAAGGACUCCAUGCUGGCAUCAAUGUUUAGUGGUCGUUUUCCUCUAAAAACAGAUGAAUCAGGGGCUUGUGUUAUUGAUCGUGACGGACAUCUAUUUAAAUACCUUUUGGAUUAUCUUCAUGGAGAAGUUCACAUUCCCACCGAUGAGCAAACCCGCGUUGCUCUGCAGGAAGAGGCUGAUUACUUUGGCAUCCCUUAUCCGUACAGCCUGUCUGACCACUUGGCCAAUGAAAUGGAGACAUAUUCUUUAAGGUCAAAUAUAGAACUUAAAAAGGCUUUAACAGACUUCUGUGAUUCGUAUGGUUUAGUUUGCAAUAAACCAACAGUUUGGGUUCUCCACUAUCUUAACACAUCUGGUGCAAGCUGUGAGAGUAGAAUUAUUGGUGUAUAUGCCACAAAAACUGAUGGAACAGAUGCUAUUGAUAAGCAGCUGGGAGGAAGAAUUCACAGUAAAAGCAUUUUUAAGAGAGAGGCGGGAAAUAAUGUUCAGUACAUUUGGAGCUAUUAUUCAGUAGCAGAAUUGAAGAAAAUGAUGGAUGCCUUUGAUGCCUGGGAAGGAAAAGGUGUCAGCUACUGGCGGGUGCCUCACGAGCUGAUAGAAUGUUGGACUCUGGAAGAGCGGCCUUUACUUGGAAGCCUGCGUCACAUGACCCCAAUUCGAAAGAGGCGACUGAUAGCACUUCACGAAGAGGAAGAAGGUGUAAACUCUAAGAUUGGUCCUAAGCCGGUCAGAUUUAUGGGCCCUUCCACCAGCACCCAAAUUAAAGUCAAGAACUCUGCUUCGAUCAGGGUGUCUCCCACCAGUGCCCUCCAGGCCUGGUCCCAGGCCACCGCAAACCAGUCUCCAGACAGCAGUACAGCUCAGUGCUCCGCACCAUCGAAAACCCCAUCCCUGGUGGGUGCUGGGCUACCUGGGCACUUCCUGGCUUCUGGUGGGACCGGGAGUGCGGAAAACGGAGCCACAUACACUCCUCCAGCUAAGGUCCUGCUCUCUGACAAGAAGGCCACCCCACAUCGAGUGAUAAAGCUGAAACGGACUCCACUGUGCGCCGCUGUGCCUCCGCUGCCUGCCUGCACAGCAGUGAGGCCCGAGGGGGCCCCAGAGCUGCUGCCCUCCGAAGCACCCACCUUGGGCGUGCGGACCGAAAAUGGGCAGGGCAAGGCUGAUUGACGGAAACGGUGUGCUCAGACGAUCUGGUUGCCUCCCAGAGCUCCCACACCAUUUGAUACGCAUCGGUGGCACUGUUUGUUCAUGCAGUCGAGGUGAAAACUUAAUGUUUCUAUUCAGAAUAAUCACGGGAAAAAUACUAGAUUGUGUGAAGUAGGAAUGGAGGAGGGGAGACUUUAGGUGGUUAGGGCUAUAUUUACUUCUCGUUUUCCCAACUUUUAAAUGAUAAUUUGUCUACAGACAGUUUGAAUUUCAAGUUUCUAAUUGUUUUUUUCUUUCUUCUUCUUUUUUUUAAUGGUUAAUUGGUGUUAAGGCAACAAAACAGUACAGCAAAAUCAUCACUAGAGAAGUUUACUUUGUUGCCAAAGUCAUUAUAGACUUUAGGCACUUCUGUAAUAUUACUCAUUGCAGCCCAGGGAUAGGAGUGAGUUUGGGCUUAGAUAUUCUUAUCGGGUGAAAUAGAGAGGGUGGUGUUAGUGCUUCCUUGUGCUUUUAUCAGAGCCAAGAGAGAUUUGAGAGAAAACGCAGGUCAAGGUGAACUCCCUAUAAGUACUCUCAGUCUGGAAAGGGCACAUGAAAAGAAACGAUGGGGAGGAAAAUAGAGGUAAUAAUUUGAGAUCACACUUGGACUCUCAGUAGAACUAUUUUCUUUCAUAGAUUGGUUUUUCUUACUCUUUUCCGUUAGCAGAUUUAUUUAUACAUCACAAGAUUUCUUGGGAUAAAAACUAUAUAACAGGGCUGGCCGAGUGGCUCAGUUGGUUAAGAGCUCGCUCAAGAGUUUGAGCUCUGAGCAACAGCGGUUCGAGUCC